Coccomyxa subellipsoidea C-169 is the source of this 1176-nucleotide messenger RNA. RefSeq names its product Yip1-domain-containing protein. Lineage: Eukaryota; Viridiplantae; Chlorophyta; Trebouxiophyceae; Coccomyxaceae. Bases 198 to 896 code for a protein of 232 amino acids. The record is from RefSeq and is a predicted model, not a curated record. Gene Ontology annotation, cellular component: trans-Golgi network; membrane. The transcript has 5 exons. Gene Ontology annotation, biological process: endoplasmic reticulum to Golgi vesicle-mediated transport.
UUCUUACCCAACAAGUCUGUAAGAAACCCAGUGAAACCUCUAUUGCAAGUCUACGUUGCAUGUAGCGCAAUACCUUGUUGCACGAAACCUGGAAGCGACGUGAUGAUGUGGGAGUGAAGUUGACAAGCAGGGCGUUAAAAUCAAAGAACGUGCUAGUGGACUUUGUGUGAGAUUACUGUUUCAUCCUUACGGCAGGCAUGAAGCCUGCAAGUGGCUCUGCGUUCAGCGAGGAUGUCGAAAGGCUAUUCCAGCACGAGGGGCCACCAGUGGCAUCUGCUUCCACACUGCCAAGCUAUGCUCCUCCCUCGAACAGCGACUUCUCCUCAGGGGGAGGUGGCGCCAGUGGGAUGGGCAAUGCGCCACUGAACACCCUCGACGAGCCCAUCUGGGAGACAGUCAAACGCGACCUCCAACGCAUUGGAGGCAACCUGAUCCUGGUCGUCUUCCCCUUCAAAAACCGUGACCAACAGAGCGCUGCGCUGCGCAAUUGGGACCUCUGGGGCCCCAUGACCUUUACGCUGGUGCUGGCCAUCUGCCUCUCCAUCGGCUCUCCAAAGCCUUCUGCUGUUUUCUCGUUUGUGUUUGGGACGUGCGCGGCGGGCGCGGUGGUGCUGACAGUGAACGUGGUGCUGCUGGGAGGGAACAUCGGCUUCUUCCAGUCCAUGUGCCUUCUGGGCUACUGCCUGUUCCCCAUGGACGUCGCAGCCAUUGUGACUGCCCUCACCACCAACAUGAUUGCCCGCUGGAUCGUCGUCCUGGUGGGCCUGGCGUGGGCGUCCUGGGCAUCAGUGCCUUUCAUCGGGGGCUCUGUAUCCCCAGCCAGGCGCGCUCUGGCAGUCUAUCCGCUGCUGCUGCUGUACGUCGCCAUGGGUUGGCUGGCCCUCAUAAAGGGAUGAGCAGGCCAACCAGACAUAUAUGGGAAAUGCGUGUGUGAAAGUGUAAGCACAUGGGUUCCGGGCGGCUCUUUCGGUGGUUGAAGAUGCAAUAUGAUGUAACUGAUGUAGACAACUUGGCAAUGUGAAGAGGCAGUAGUCACGGUGUGAGUUAGCCAAGGAGUCUGCGGACAAAGAAUCAGUUUGCAGCCAAGCGGUAUCCAGCAGCUAAGGUCACAAAUGGCAGCUAAUUAGGUGCAGAUGCACAUGUGUUCUCUGCGAUGUAACAGAUGUGUUCAGCAUC